CUACUCAAAACGUGCUCACAAUUUUUCUCUACCAAUUUUCAAGUUUCACUAUUGAAAAUCAAUAGAUUACUGUUUUAUCUGCGGAAAUUAAUUGGCAAUUCUACAAAGUAUAACUCUUUUCAGGCGAGUCUCCAAAAACUAUACAAGAUGGAUUUGUCAACAACCUGGCAAUGCGAAGUGAAUAAAAUGCUUGCUGUUAUUGAACAUCAAGUAACACUAUCGUUUGGCAUCAUCCACACAGCGUUUAAACGUAAUGGCUUAUCACUUGGCCCGGAAUUCAAGAGACAUUUCUUGAACGCUUCAAAUACACGGAUUAAAGAAACUUACGACCGGUUGGAGCUCGUAUCGAUGUUGGAAAAUCACAUGAAUGAGCGAGAUACAAAUACAUCUACAAAUGUCAACAAAGUGCUAACAAAUAUGAUAGAACCUUACACGGUGAAGGCUCUGUUUCCAAUUGAAAAAUCCAAUAAUUUUAUUGAUACUAGUGUCGGGGCAAAUUCCAAACAAUCAGCAAUCAGCCAUAGUGCAGUCAUUGAAAUUCGUGACUCAGAUGAUGAAGGUCGGGUUUCAAAAAGACCCAUUAUUGGACGCGGCGAUAGUUCAGCUUGCAUCAAGGUUGAAGAUGGCAUCAAAGCGGAACAGCCAGAGAUCGAUGACGGCGUACCAAUUGUGGUUGUUGAUGUCCCUGAUGAAAUGGUUCCAACCAUUGGAAAUGUAUCAUGCGGCAUCUUAAAUGAUAACCAAAACGUUGGCCGUCCAGGUGUCCAUGGAAUCGAAAACGGAAUCACCCGAGAUGCAAUUAGAUCAUCAAAAACUAUGAACAAAAUACCAAAUGCUUGUUCGAACAAAGGUUCACUGCCACGUUCUCAGGAAAAAAAGAAACGAGCUGGAACCAAUAUCAUCAGACCAGCGCAAAUGUCAUCAAAACAGAAGAAAGGAUGGCGCCAAAAGUGCUCACAUUGUGAGUACACAACCUGCAAUAUAGGACGUCUCAAAUCACAUAUAUGGACUCAUACAAGAAGAGAUGAAGGUGCACGUCAAAGACUUUUAAAGGAUUCAAUCAGGAGAUUGAUGAAGAUACAAACGGAAAAGGUUGUAAGACACGUCGAUAUAUGACGUAAAAAAAAUCUGUUUCUUUGAAGGCCCACAUAAAACAAUAUAUGCUACAACACACCGGCGAGAGACCUUUUCUUUGUGAAAUCUGUAUGAAAUGUUUUACAAAAAAUCGUAUUUCUUCAAGCAUUCUAAAAGAAAGGCAUAAAUGUACUUCAACAGUUUUUAAAUAAUACAACCGAAACUGAAUCUUUUUCUUGCAUUCCUUCGCUACUUAGUUCACGAGAAUGAGAUGUUUCUAUCCAUAUAUCCAAGUCUAAAUAAAUACCUUUCUUAGAUUUGUGUUACCAAUAGCAUGUAUCAAUAAAACCUUAAAUCGGCUAAUUCACAUAAAUCAUUCGAUUAAUAUC
Molecule: messenger RNA, 1463 nt
Organism: Contarinia nasturtii (swede midge)
Lineage: Eukaryota; Metazoa; Arthropoda; Insecta; Diptera; Cecidomyiidae
Exons: 3
Coding region: 148-1116 (322 amino acids)
Source: RefSeq, a predicted model, not a curated record